AUGCGUACUACAUUAAUCAAUACAAUUUUAUGUUUUUUCAUUGUUAUGAUUGGUAUAACAUUAUCAUCUAGUAUGUCACUUGAUAAUGAUGAACAUAUUGCUGCUUCAAAUAUGGAUUGGAUUGAUGGUGAUAAUUAUUAUCCAAGUCAUCAACUUGAUCUUCGUGCAGCUAAAUCACGUUUCUGGAAACGUGCACCAAAUCGUCAUUUUUGGAAACGAUCAAUAUCAAACGAAUGA
Adineta steineri is the source of this 237-nucleotide messenger RNA. NCBI's taxonomy places the organism in Eukaryota, Metazoa, Rotifera, Eurotatoria, Adinetida, Adinetidae. The record is from the annotation of a GenBank genome assembly.